Molecule: messenger RNA, 714 nt
Organism: Ilex paraguariensis (yerba mate)
Lineage: Eukaryota; Viridiplantae; Streptophyta; Magnoliopsida; Aquifoliales; Aquifoliaceae
Source: the annotation of a GenBank genome assembly
GGCGUUGCGAGCUUUUUCUUCCUGGAAUCGAUGUUUAUGGUGGGAAAACUGCUACGUUUCGGAUUUUUUGUGCUUGGAUUGUUCACUUCGUCGCAUGCAUGGGAGCAGUGGUUGUCUUGGGUCGGAUAUGAAACCCAAACUGAUUAGCUCAAUUGAUGAGCCACUAAGAGGACAGAAACUUCAAGUUCAGACAGUGUCGAAACCUAGCAUAUCAGACGAUUUGUGGACCACCAGCACAUAUGACAUGGACAAUAGUGCAGUUCAUUCACAUGGAAGCAUCUCAUCAAUCAGCACAUCAAAUCAGACCCUUGAUGCUCCUGGCACUAGCAGUGCAAACAUACCUUCUGAAUUCAUAAAUCAUGGCAAUAAUGACUUGGCUGUAGGUCUUCUUCUCUGGAACCAAACUAGGCAGCAGUGGUUAGGAAGCAAAAAGUCCAAUAACCGAACGCAGCUUCGUGAACCCAAAUUAAGGUGAGUUACCUUCAUUAUUUGGAUUGGUCUAGUAACCUGGCCCUAGAUCUGGAUGUUUGUUGUGAAAGCAAUUGAUCUAGCUUUUGUCUCUGCAAAUUAUCCUUUAACUGCAUCUUUGAAACAUAGUCUAUUUUACAACUGUCUAUCUGAUAGGCAGGGACAGUACUACACAGGGGCCACGGCCUCCCUCAUCUUUUGAAAAAUACCUUUUAACCCCUUAAGUUUUCAAAAAAUUCUAUGCUU